Acanthochromis polyacanthus (spiny chromis) is the source of this 7993-nucleotide messenger RNA. RefSeq names its product phosphatidylinositol-4-phosphate 3-kinase catalytic subunit type 2 gamma (gene pik3c2g). NCBI's taxonomy places the organism in Eukaryota, Metazoa, Chordata, Actinopteri, Pomacentridae. Gene Ontology annotation, cellular component: cytoplasm; phosphatidylinositol 3-kinase complex; plasma membrane. Gene Ontology annotation, molecular function: phosphatidylinositol binding; 1-phosphatidylinositol-3-kinase activity; 1-phosphatidylinositol-4-phosphate 3-kinase activity. The record is from RefSeq and is a predicted model, not a curated record. Gene Ontology annotation, biological process: cell migration; phosphatidylinositol 3-kinase/protein kinase B signal transduction; phosphatidylinositol-3-phosphate biosynthetic process.
AUGACAUUAAUCUUUGUGACAGUUCUUCCUCUGCUGGGCUAUGAGACAGUGUCAAACUCCACCAUCCAGGACCUCUUGAUCCGUUGGACCAUCAAACUAGUCGACACUCCAGAGGGCAGCACCAGUAGGGUGGCUUUUUUUGCGCUGCAGCUGAUGUCACGGCACAAACACACAGAGUCUGCUCACAACUCUGAUGUGGUUUGGGGUCGAGUGUCGCACAUCCAUCCUGCUCUGCUGCAGCAGGUGGAGGUGACUGUCAGUGUAGCAACAGAAUGGGACAAUAAUCAGAUCCCCUUCCCCACCACUGUGAACAGGACAGUGAAGAGUCUGAUUGAUGAAAUCUUCCAGCUGCUGGACCUCACUCCCAUCACACCUGGAUAUUAUGUAUUGAAACUGUGUGACUCUGAGGAGUAUCUCAGGAAUGAAGAAAUGCUGGGUAUGCACGAGACAAUCCAGAUCUACUCCAAGUUUAAACUAGUAGUUCCUCUGCGACUGCUUCACGUGAACAACCUCAAACACGCGAGUCUGCAGGAUGUGCUCAAUGAGUACAGCAGAGAGGCAUCAGAGCUCGUAAGAAGUAAGUGUGGGAUGAACAGCAAUGUGCUCGUGAGCAAUGUUAAUACCAUCAGCAACCUUCUGUGUGGACUCUCAUGUCAGGAGCUGGAGGAUAGCAUCGGCAGGCUCAACCGAAUCAGCCCCAUACCUCUGAGUCAUGAUGAGAUGCAUGACUGUGAAGCUGCUAUGAUCAUGCUCCACGGGGCGCUGCUUAAAGUGCUGCAGAUAUUUUUUGACAACUUCCAAUCAGACUUCAGAGCCGAGAAGAUAACCGGCAGCCCGCAACCUGUGGACGUUGAAAACAACUAUGAAAUCUUCCAGUUCAACAUUGCUACCUUGUAGCUACAGCCCUCCUGGAUAACCACCUACGAGUUCUUCUCUGUUUCCUGUGAGUUGACGUACGGAGGAACAAAGAUCUGUGACACCGGCGUUUCUGAAAAUAUUCAGCACGGCUUGUCACUUGGAAACAAAAUCCAUUGUAACCGCAAGUCAGGCCAAGGUUACGGUGAUGUGUUCCCAUUCCCGGUUAAUCAGCUGCCAUAUGAGUGCAUGCUGACAUUUUGCCUCAAAGGCUCCAAGCGAGGCAAAAGCCCCGAGCUUUUACGCUGGGCUGUACUACCUCUGUACAAUGACAGGACUCUGGUAACAGGGACUGUCCUGCUUAGUAUGUCCAAUCUGGCUGAGCUGCCUCGUCCUCCCUCUCCUGCUCUGUUUGACAGCCAUAAACAAGCCGUCGGGGUCAUAAUACAGCUGGAGUUUCAGGAUCAGUUUGAGUGGGUGUAUCAGAGGCCCAUCGCACUCCCCGGAUCACUCAUCUUCUCUCAGCCUUGUGACGAGCUGCAGAGGAAAAUGUUGGAUGUUUCUAAGAAGCAUUGCCUCUGCUUCCUAACAGAGAAUGAGAAGUCCUUUCUUUGGAGUAAACGUUACAAUGCUGACAAAGGAAGCACUUUCCUCCACCUGCUGCUGGGUGGCCCCCGGUGGCAGCCUGAAGACCUGACGGAAAUCUACACCGUCGUAGAGAACUGGCCCAUCCAUCUGCCUGAGGAGGCCCUUUUCCUGCUCAGCGACAGUUUUCAUGAUCAGACUGUACGGACGGCUGCAGUUCAGUUCUUUCAGCAGAUAUCCGAUCUAGAGUUUGAGGAGUUUCUGCCACAGCUGGUGCAGGCUCUGAAGAGUGAGUGGAAACUGAAUGGACCUCUAGUGAUGCUUCUGUUGGAGAGAUCGCUGAGGAACAUGCGGAUCGCCCAGCAGCUCUACUGGCUGCUGGAGGAUGCCCACGGUGACCCGUACUACCAGAACUGGUUCGGUAAAAUUCAGGCUGCCCUGCGGCGCUGCUGUGGCCGAGCACUGAGGCAGGAACUGGAGCACGAAACCCGUCUGGUGUACCUGCUCGUACAGGUGGCUGAGAAAGUCCGCAUUGCUGACAAGGCCCGACGUAAGAAUGUUUUAAAUAAAGAAAAGCUGAAGAUUGAUGACUUCUUCAAAAACGACAUCAGCUGUUGUCUACCACUGGAUCCUGCCGUCCGUGUAAAGGCAGUGAACUUGGAUGCCUGUAAGUUCUACAACUCCAAUGCUGCUCCUCUGGGGAUCCCAUUCAUCUGUACUGACCCUCUGGCCAAGAACAUCAGUGUCAUCUGCAAGACAGGAGAUAACCUGCGUCAGGACAUGCUGGUGCUUCAGAUAGUCCGUGUGAUGGACAGAGUUUGGCUUCAGGAGGGGCUGGACCUGCAAAUGAUCACAUACCGGUGUCUCUCUACGGGCAAAGCUCAAGGCCUGGUGGAAGUGGUGCCUGAGGCGGUGACCCUGGCAAAGAUUCAUCAGAAGUGGGGUCUGGGUGGGACCCUUCGAGAAGACACACUGGAGAAAUGGUUCCACAUGUUUAACAGAACUAAGGAGGACUACGAGAAGGCUGUGAUGACCUUCAUCCACUCAUGCGCUGGGUGGUGUGUGGCCACCUUCAUCUUGGGGAUCUGUGACCGACACAAUGACAACAUCAUGCUGAAACACAGUGGACACAUGUUCCACAUUGACUUUGGCAAGAUUAUGGGCAAUGCACAGAAGUUUGGAAGCUUUAAAAGGGACCGAUCACCCUUCAUCUUUACAUCUGAGAUGCAGCACUUCAUCACAGGAGGGGGACAGAAGCCUCAGCGCUUGCAUCGCUUUGUGGAGCUCUGCUGUGAAGCUUACAAUAUCAUCAGAAGGCGCUCUGCACUGAUACUCAGCCUGUUGGAGCUGAUGCUACAUGCGGGAAUGCCAGAACUGAAGGAUUCUAAUGACCUGCAGUACGUCCUGAACAACCUCAGACCUCAUGACACAGACCUGGAGGCCACUUCUUACUUCACAAAGAAGAUCAAGGAGAGCAUGGAUUGUGUUGCGGUCAAGUUUAACUUCCUUACUCACAGCAUGGCUCAAGGGAAGAAACAAGAAACGCUAACCCGGGAUGGCAUCCCUGCUCCCAGCACCAACAUCCAGGAAGCUGUCAUUCAGGGAUACACUGGCAAAGGAAAAGAUGUGAUUUAUGACCUGAGAAUAACCAUUCAUGAUGGUUUUCUGACCAGUGAGAAGACAUUUGGGCAAUUUGAGCUCAUCCACAAGCAGCUGCAGAAAUACUUCAUUGAAUCAGCAUUGCCUCAGUUUCCUAGCUGGUUUCAGAUGUCGUUCACACCACGCAGGAAGAUGUCUCUGCUGAAUAAAUACCUGAAGCAGCUUUUUGAGGGUCCAUGCAAAGGAAAUGAGUUUGUGUGCAGCUUGUUUCUGGACGGCCCCAACAAAGUUCAUGAAAGUGUGGCUACAGGAAGCCGUCCUCAGAUCCAGCUUUACAUUUCUUACUCUCACUUCAAGCUGUCUGUCCUGGUAAAACACCUGAAGAACAUCAAGCAGGCAAAUGGCUCUAACCCUGAUGCCUAUGUGGUCACACGUCUGAGACCAGACCCCAAGCAGCGCUCCAAGAGGAAGACAAAGGUGGUUCGCAACAGUGACAACCCCAUCUUUAAUGAACUGCUGGAGUACAGUUAUGUCCCGCUGCUGUAUGGGAUGGUGCUGGAAGUGACGGUGAAGAGCAAGAAGACCUUUGUGGCUGCAACCAACGUUAGACUGGAGGAGGAGUUGCUGCAAAAGGAGACCUGGUUUCCACUGGGGAACUGUGCAAUCUGAGCUCAGGGAGCUGCACUGUGGACCCGCUGCCAGCAGGGGGCGCAACCACACAGAGGGAGUGAAUCCAUUCAGAGAUUCUCCAAACUCUUAACAGGGAGACAAAUUCACCUGAGAGGAGGAUCAGUGCACUUUACACUGAACAAUGGAUGCCAUUUAUAUCUAUUUAUCAGCUGCAACUUGAACCCACUUCAGAACUGAAUACAGUGGCUGCGGAUGGGACGUUCGGAUGAAGUUACAAAGCCGACUAAAAGACACAAGAGACUGUUUAUUAUAGGAAGCAUCAUUUAGCUUGUCUUUUUAUCACUUUUAAAUGUUAAUCAAAUGAAGGGGGAUUGCUUAUUAGAGAGCUUUUUGAAUGUUACUUUGGUGACGGCUGAAGAAAAGAAAGUAUUAUUUCUCAUACUUGCACUUUCAUUUGUAUUUCAUCUUGCUUUGUUUUCUUCACCGUGAGUCAAAGCGGUCCUUGUAGACGUGUGCGUGGUCGAGACUGUUGAUGUGACAGAUUAAAGAGGAGGAGGCGAUGCGGCGCUGUUUAGAGCUGCCUGCUUGUUACCUGCCCAGACUGAGCGUGUUUGUCCCUCCGAGCCGUGUCAACUGGAUGUCCUUGACCGGUGGAAUAGGAGGCGGGAGGCAUGAGGGUGAGGAGGAGAGAGAGGGGCGAGGAGGAGAGUGUGUGAGCUGGGUGACAACGCUGCCUCUCUGGCCGGAGGGGCUGACUUAACACUCUCCCCCUCACUCCAUCCUUUGUCUUAUCCAUCGGUGGCAUUCAAACACAGUUAUGCACAUGCAUGCACAAACACGCAAAGGCAGACAGUCACGCGGUAACACAAAUACCCCUGAAAAAACACCUACACACACACUCGCACACUCUCUCGCUCACUCUUUCCAGGCUAAGGCAGGUCUUCAUGUUAUCUUAAUGCUGUCCUCCUUCUGACAGGCCUGCUGACCCGUACUUUCCUCGGCCUCAUUCAUCGGAUUUAGUGAUGAACGAGAAUAGAAAUAGACUCCCCUGCACUGGAUUUGGUUCAAUAAUGUAUACCUCUGUGAAUGCUAUUUAUAUUAUUACCUGCUGGCUCUCUCACAGGGAAGUAGGAUUCUGAAGCAAAUGCUGGCUGCUGCUCUUUACUAGUUGGAGAAUGAAUGUAUUUUUCCAUCAGUUUUGGCCCUAAUAGAAGAGUUACAUCUAUUUCGUGAUCAACUCUGUCACUAUAAUUGCUCCUCUAUCGUCUCUGUUUCUCUAUUACUUGAGAGAUCCAGUCAAAGAAUGAUUAUUGUGUCUUUUCAGCCCCACUGGAACCUUCUGGUCUUUUCCUCUGCAGCACACAGUGCAGGCAGAGGGGAGGAAAAAAAAAGGCACGUCUAUUUUCUGACAAUAAAACUGGUAUUUAUAUCUGAGGAAAUGGUGCUUUUUUGAUUUAUUUAUAUAUUUAUUUGUUGUUGUUGUUGCUGCAUCAGCCACGCUUCUCUAUCUGCUGGCAAGGUGUGUGUGUGUGUGUGUGUGUGUGUGUGUGUGAGGGAGUCUGAUAUGAAGAGCUGUUUUUAGGAAUACCAGACAAAGACGAAAAGAGAGGCUGGAUCCAGACUGCAUCCGUCUCGAGACCGGAGAGGCACCCAGCGGUAGCCUGGAGGUGGAGAAGAAAGAGAGGCAUGAACAGGAAGACCGAGCCUCAAGGCGUUGACCCAAACACUCCAGAUCUCAAACCAAUCUAGCAACAGCGGGAUGCACAGGAACAAGCCCGACCCACAGAAGGCCUCCAACACCAAAGCUGAAAAGCGAACACUCUUCCCGCUCACCAAGCUGCGAGCCGACGUUCCAAAACUCCUGAGGGUUGAAGUUGGAGGAAGAAGUUCUGGAGCCUGCAGGGUAAAUCCUGCUGAGGAACUUCUGGUUGUGCUGAACAAAAUCCAGACCUGAGAGAGCGGAAUCACAACACAUCAAAGGUCUUACAUUUGGGCUUGGGAGGUCUCCAGUGGUCGAAUGAUCCAACGGAGCUGUCAGUAGCUUGUCCCCUAAGAUAGAGAUGAGGUACUGGGCCAUGACUUCCUGCUGCUCCUUGCUGCAAUGGUUUUCCAAAGACAGGAUCACUGGGUGUGUGGCCCAGUGCCCUGUGGACUCAGGUCGUUUCUGGCAAAGGAAAUACAAGCCGUGUGCUGUUCAUCUGGAAAGGAUGGCUCAACCGUAAUCGUAUUAUAAAAAGAUGGAGAAGCUUUCUCGACUACUCGCGGUGCCAGCAAACUGCAACAUACAUAUCAAAUCCUAAUGCUGCGAAACAGGAAGCCCAGUUGAGCUUGAAAGUCCCGUUAUUGUGUCCUGUUAGUGAAAGAGGUGCUGUUAAAUGAAACUCUAAAAAAUGACUACUUCUCAGACCAGUGGAUUGGAAGGGAUGGGCGAGUUCCUUGGCCACCACGUUCACCAGCUAUCACUCCUUUGGACUUCUUUCUAUGGGGUUCUGUUAAAGAUAUCAUGCAUCAAACAAAGAUAUGGGACAUUGCUGACUUGAAGCAAAAGAUUUCUGAUGCCAUUGCCACCACUGAUGAGGCUAUGCUACAGCGAACAUGACAAGAAAUCAAGUACUGUCUUGAUGUGUUUCGUGAAGCUAAUGGUGCCCAUAUAGAGGUGUAUUAAAUGAAGUAGAGAAAACAUUGACAACCACUGAUUUUCAAUAACACAAAUCUUGUUAAGAUAUCUUAUCAACUGCCUUUGUAAUAAAGUCUGAAAAUUGUAUAGAGACUUUACAGACACCCUGUAUAAUGCUGUGUACAGACUCUAGGAGCUAUAAUGAAGGUUUUACGGUCUGCACCCUGUUGUAGCAUGAGCACAUUGUGCAAUGCAUGACUUUAAGAAGUGACAGUUUGUUGAGGCACAUUGAUGUCGGUCAAUUAGGCUGCGUUUUGUGUUUUUAGUGAACCCUCAUUCUCUAAAGACAGAGAAGCUACAGUAGGGACUGUAUGUGCCAUAGAACACUGUAAUUAUGCUGUCCAUUACUACAAUUUGUACCAGUGCCGUCUGUGCACUGUGGUCUUGAUCAAGUCAGCACAGUAGAGUAAGCUUUCUUGUGUUUUUGCUGUUCUUAUCACUUCAGUUUGCAGAAGCACAUAGAAAUGGUAAAUGCAAUUUAAUGUAAAAUAUUUGUUUAUCUGGUGUUGCUAAUAGAUCUAGAAUUCAUCACCCCAGCUUAAAACCCUAUGCAUUACUUGAAAGCCCCUUGACAUGAGCUCAUUUAGAGCCCAUAAAAGGGCAAAUAUUUAUAGCACUAAGAGCCUCUCUCAAGCUCAGGGCCCUACAAAUCAUUCAGGACAUCAUGUCCAAGCCUAAUGCAAAUUCAUAUUAUGAAUAUCGCGGCUGAAAUUAUCCCAGUAAUAUUGUUUAAAUCAAUACUAAAAUUAAAUUAUAGUAUUUUAUUUCACCUUAAUAUCACAUUGUUUAUUGUUAGUGCUAUCCUUCAGCCAUUUCAGUUAUUGAAUAAGAUGUAGAUAUGUAAUUGGAUCUCAUUUUGGUUAUUUGAUUCUUAGCUAAACUUGGCUUUCCAUAAUUGAAGUUCUGAGAAAAAAAAUGUGAUGACGCCAGAAUGAAAAGGUGUCACACGCUCACACUUUGCAUUUAUGCUUUCUGACAGCUUGUCAGAAAGUCCACAGUGAGCAGAACCAAGGCUAACCUGCCAGAGAUAUCAGCUGGAGAAAAAGAAAUCUUACAGAUAUGUCUCACAUUUAUAUUUAAAACAAACUAUUUUUUGUAUUUCCUUUUUUCAGCAAAUCCCCAUGAAGAUACAAAACAGCAAUGAAUGUAUCCUACUGAAUGGUACUGUGUGUCCUGAUAAGCUUAUUGUGUGUUCGACCAAUUGUUUGGGUAACAUAUUUCCUUAUUCAAAAAAUGUGAGCACUGUAGUUCAGGUAGAAAUAGCUCUACAGACAAAUAACAGUGAUCUCUUCCACAGUCCCUGGGGAGUAGUUGACUUAAGGAACAUCCAGAGAGGGAGGUGUUGACCCGGCCUGCUCCUCUCUAAUGGUGUUCAUGCAGUCUGUGGAGUAUUUUAAACCGUACCUCUGAGAGAACAUUAAGCGUUUCCUUUAUGGCUGAUUUCCAGCUCUUAUCGUCUCUUGUUCUAAAUCCUUCUGCCAUUGUUUUCUGAAGUGUUUUUGUGGAAUAUGUCACGUCUAGGUAAGAUUUCAUAUAAAUCCAAAAAUUCCUGGUAAAGGCUGUGUGAAGAUGUCUUCCAAACAGUAACAUGAGGGGCUUUCAUUGUUUCUGGGCUAAGUCUGAUUAAAAUAACUAUUGUAAAUUGUA